Molecule: messenger RNA, 1160 nt
Organism: Octopus sinensis (East Asian common octopus)
Lineage: Eukaryota; Metazoa; Mollusca; Cephalopoda; Octopoda; Octopodidae
Exons: 5
Coding region: 150-812 (220 amino acids)
Source: RefSeq, a predicted model, not a curated record
GUGAUAAGCUAACUGCCAGAUAGCCAAUCAUAUUUCAUCAAAGCAGCACAGUGUUACGAAUUUGUUUCUAUUUAGUUUCUGUUUAUCUGUAAAACUGAACACAUCACUUGCAAGUUAAACGUUCUUGACGCUUUCACCGAACUUCAAACAUGAAUAGAAUUCUUUGUGGGUGCAUAUUUGCCGUUACCAUUUUCCUGUGGAUUCCAUCGAGUUACGGCAAAUGUAUGCAAGCAGCAUUGCUUGAAUUUAAGACAUGUUCAGAUGAUUUAAAGAAACACUUUCCAAAUACUACGAGCAAUACGGAAAAGGAGAUCGAAAUGAUGUGCAGUCCGAAUUCAAAAGUGCUGAAAUUACUAUCAGAUUGCAUGAAGAAAUUGACCGGUUGUGAAGAGUUUCGGCAGUACACAAAAUAUAAUGGAAUCGAUUUAAACCAUGUGAUUGAUGAAAUUCCUAUAUUGUGUAAAGGCAAGACUGAUCUCAUAUCCGGUGGAAGCUGCAUAAACAAAUUACCUGACGUGCAAAAUAUAAUUCAACCGCUUCUGAAGAAAGUGGCUUCCAUGAUGGUGAAGGUUAUAAAUAAGGAAAUAUUAGAAGAUGAAUACUAUGAAGAAUACUGUCCAUUAUUGAAAAAAACACUUGACGAAACAGCUGCCAGCUAUAAAUGUCCAGAAAAGGCUGAGAAGGUUGUGAAGGAGUAUUUCAAUGAUGUUAUGUCUAAGGACUGUCAACGAGUGAACUUCAGUGUAAAAACAGUUUCAAAUGGUUACUUCAUUUCAUUAUUAAUUCUUAUUGUUCUUUCACUUAUUGGCUAAAAACUAUAUUAUAUAACAACAUUUAUCUCCAUCAUAAGUUGCCUUAUUAUAAUUAAAAUAACAGUCUUUUACUGAGGUCGAUUUAAUCAACAUUCCCACAAAUUUAAGUAUUGUGCAAAUACUACAAAUUAAAUGUAAUACGAAUUAGUAGCAGGAGCAUGGUGGAUUGGUGGGCGGAAAUAUUACAGCAAGUGAUUUCGUCACUUACAGCUAUGUUCCAAGUUCAAAUCCUAACACUACAGUUUAUUUUGCUUUUUUAAUAUUUGGAGAUCAAUAUAAUAGAAUCGGUUCAAGUGAUGUAAGAAAAGAAUUGCGAUUCAUGUUAAAAUAAUAAAUACAUCAAAAUAU